GUAGGAGAGCGAGCGGACCAAUCAGAGCGCGGGGGCGGGGCUUAGGAGGCGCACACAUGAGUUGUCAAACAGGUUUGUCUUGAGCUGCAGAGACCUUACUGACACACACACACACACUUCUCAGCAGGACUGUGUGCUUGCUGGGCUACAACAAGGAACCUCAGAGGCUCCACGAGGACUGUGAAGGAAGUCCAAAUGCCAAGAUUUCCUCUGAGAUGCUGAGAUCACCUCUCUUCUGAGGAAUGGAAUGGAGCUGAUCCGCACAGACGCACCAAUACAGGAAAGCUUUGCAGUGUCUGCAGAACUAGGGAGUUUCAUUUCAAGGUGAGAAGACGCAUAGACGUGCACAACGCGCUACGACCACUAGUUUUUUAAAAGAAUGCCUUUGGAGACUCUCCAACAACAGCCGGCGAGGACCGCUGCAGCUGCGACGCCCCCACGCUUGCGGUCCAAGGGGCCAGUGGGGCCCGACUUCUACCGGCAGCCCAGGACAGCAGCGGGGAGCCCGAAGCAGAGUGCGGUGGAGAGGCUGGAAGCAGACAAGGCCAAGUACGUGAAGAGUCAGGUGGCUCUUUCCAAGCAGCAGCCGGUGCGGCCUCCCGAUGUGAGGAAGCCUCUGCUGAGCCCCGGCGCUGCUCUGCGGCCCACCAGGAAGACGCCCAGCCAGACGAAAGCGAAGCAGGAGGGCGUGCAGCUCGACCUGCAGCACCUGAGCAACCUGAUCAGUGUGAACGAUGCUGCUGAUGCCACGCCGCACCAAGCUGCAGGGCCGCAGCAGAAGAAGGAGCGUCUGUGUCCCCCACCUCGCCCCCCACCUCGCCCCGACUGGUGCAGUCCAGCUAAGGUGAGAUUAAAAGCGUCCGGACCUGCGAGGGCGGAGAGUCCCGGCUCCCCGGCUGCAGGGACCGUACGCAGGGUGGACGUCAUGCCUCAAGCCGGCCCCGUGAGGACGCCCGGCAGACCCCCCCAUUACAUCCGGCAGCCCCUGCAGCCCAUCCCUCUCCACUCCCAGUUCCCCCUCCGCCCGGCCACUUCACACCUGCGUCUCUUCCACACCAGAACGACACCCCGAGCGUCUCCUCUGAAACCUGUUGUCGCUCUAUUGAAACCCGCAAACCCGUCCUGCUCUCCAGGUGACACCCCCGCCCCGGCUCCCCCCAGCCUCCCUGUUUUCCCUCCUCCCUCCCCAGCGAUCACCCGUCUGUCCUCCUCCAGCUCCAGGAAGCGCCCCUCUCUGACCCGGUCCAAAUCAGACAUGAGCGACCGCUUCUCCAGAGCCGGCACGGAGCUGGAGCGCUUCUUCAACCUGUGUGGUCUGGACCCCGCAGACCUGCAGCUCACCGGCUCCAGCUCUGACAUUGUGUCCAUGGCCCGGUUCCGCAGCGUGAGCGCUCCGGGCUCCGAGUGUGCAGGCUCUGCUAAAGAUGAGGAGGAGGAGGAAGAGGAGGCUGGGGACGCUGCAGGACGAGUUCCCUACGGCGUUUCUGUCAUUGAGAGGAACGCGAGAGUGAUCAAAUGGCUGUAUGGACUCCGUCAGGCCAAAGACAGUACGAGCAAAAGCACCAAUUUAUAGGACGUGCUGAACGCAGGAGCAGCUCAGGACUCUUUUCUACCUUCACAGAUUCAGAGUUCCAUCUUUAGACAGAAACUAGUGACAAAUGUCCAACUCAGUUUCUCAAAGUCCUUUAAACGUCUCGCUUCGUCGGAAACCCAAAGAAAUUCACUGUGAUGUGAGAUGAAACGGAGAAACAGCAGAUCAAAGGGUUCUCAAACUAAAACACAGGAAGUUAUGGUUUCCCAUCGACCUGUGAUGAUAAAUUAAGUUUCUGUUUGUUUUCAUAUGUUUUGUCUUUGUGUAAAUCCUCUGCUCUCUGAACGGGAUUAAAGAUGGACGAUGAA
This is a messenger RNA of Cottoperca gobio, 1899 nucleotides long. It is a transcript of the gene fam110a, whose product is annotated as family with sequence similarity 110 member A. The record is from RefSeq and is a predicted model, not a curated record. Lineage: Eukaryota; Metazoa; Chordata; Actinopteri; Perciformes; Bovichtidae. The transcript has 3 exons. Bases 380 to 1573 code for a protein of 397 amino acids.